Moneuplotes crassus is the source of this 539-nucleotide messenger RNA. NCBI's taxonomy places the organism in Eukaryota, Ciliophora, Spirotrichea, Euplotida, Euplotidae. The record is from the annotation of a GenBank genome assembly.
UUUCCCUAUCCCAAUGUCUCUGGCCUACAUGGAAAAAAGGUACCAAGCCAUUAAGAACAAAGAGCAUGAACUUAACUACACCUUCAACCCUGUCUCAAAGAAGAGAUCAGCAUCCAGCACAUAUCUGACUGGGAGCAAGAGACUUAAGAGACAUCCCUACUUUGAAGAAAUUAAAUAAGGAUUAUACCACUGAUGCUAAAACUUGGAGUAGUUAUAUGAGUUAUGAGAAGCCGGCAGAGGAUCCAUAUGGAGAGGUUAGGUAUGAACGGAAUGAUUAUAAGACGAUCAGUAUGUUCAAAUCGCAUAGAAAAAGACCCAGAUCGAGGCUUAAUAAUUUUUAUAAGGUUGCUGAGAAUUUACAUAAUUCUUACAGUAAGAAGAGAAUGACGAAAAAGAAACAUGAGGAAGUUUUUGGGUGGAAGAAGCGUGUCUAUAUAAACCCUAAAUUUAGGAAUCAAAAUAUAUCAUUUAAAAACUGGAAGAUCAAUGGAUCUGUCAAGAAAAGAUCGCCGACAGCUUAUGGAAAUUUCAAUAUUUAA